UCCUCUCUGUGACAGAACUGUGUGUGCUGUGUGUGAGGGAGUGUGUGUGUGUGAGAGAGAAAAAGCUCUCAGGCUGCAGGGUGUCGCAGUUUGCUCCAGAACAGUUUCGUAAUUCAUCCCGAGCAUCGCUGGAAGAAGGAAGUGCAGCCAUGGCGCAGGGGCUCAAAGAGAGGUUUGAAAAGUUCCUCCAUGAGAAGAAUCUCAUGACUGAUGUUCUGUCCAAGAUCGAGACGAGGACCGGAGUGAGCAGGACCUACAUCGCUCUGGCCCUGGUUGCUGUGAUCGCAGUGUAUCUGGUGAUCGGGUAUGGAGCCUCCCUGCUGUGUAACCUCAUCGGCUUCCUUUAUCCUGCCUACAUAUCGAUUAAAGCGAUAGAAAGUGCGACCAAAGAUGACGACACUAAGUGGCUGACAUACUGGGUCGUGUACGGACUCUUCAGUGUGGCCGAGUUCUUUGCUGACAUCUUCCUCUCCUGGUUCCCCUUCUACUAUAUCGGAAAGUGUGCCUUCCUGGUCUGGUGCAUGGCUCCCACUCCCUCCAACGGAUCCACGCAGAUUUAUAACCGCAUCAUCCGACCCUUCUUCCUCAAGAAUGAGGCCAAGAUCGACGACGCCAUGAAGAACAUCAAGGACAAGGCGUCAGAGGCUGCCGACAAGUUCAAAGACGAGGCAAAGAAAGCCACAGCAAACAUAAUUUUCGAGGAGAAGAAGAGCUCAUAAGAAGACGACGUCCUGCUGCAGCGAGAUCUCCGAGCUGACUCUGUUACAGAGCUCAUGUUGCCUUUAAGUGCUUGUUUUUAAGAAUGUAGCCUGUCACCGUAUCUAUUAAAGCCACGCUCCCCUCCCCGGGUCGGUUCACUUAUUUAAAUUUGCCUUAAGAGGGAAAUCUGAACGCUGGUCCUGAGACACUUCACAAAUCAAAUAAAAACAUGUGGCUGAAGAAGAACA
Messenger RNA from Notolabrus celidotus (New Zealand spotty), 947 nucleotides. RefSeq names its product receptor accessory protein 5 (gene reep5). NCBI's taxonomy places the organism in Eukaryota, Metazoa, Chordata, Actinopteri, Labriformes, Labridae. The coding region runs from base 150 to 719 and encodes 189 amino acids. The transcript has 5 exons. The record is from RefSeq and is a predicted model, not a curated record.